Metschnikowia bicuspidata var. bicuspidata NRRL YB-4993 is the source of this 186-nucleotide messenger RNA. It is a transcript of the gene NRG1, whose product is annotated as Nrg1p. The record is from RefSeq and is a predicted model, not a curated record. Gene Ontology annotation, cellular component: transcription regulator complex; PcG protein complex. Gene Ontology annotation, biological process: regulation of transcription by RNA polymerase II. The annotation marks the transcript as partial. Gene Ontology annotation, molecular function: RNA polymerase II cis-regulatory region sequence-specific DNA binding; DNA-binding transcription factor activity, RNA polymerase II-specific. The transcript has a single exon. Lineage: Eukaryota; Fungi; Ascomycota; Pichiomycetes; Serinales; Metschnikowiaceae.
AGAAGUCAUACAUGCAAGUCAUGUGGAAGGUCAUUCACCACCCUGGGUCAUUUGGCUCGUCACAAUCGCAUACAUACAGGGGAACGAAACCAUAAGUGUCCAUUUCCAAGAUGUACAGCUCGCUUUGCUCGUCAAGACAAUUGUACACAACAUUACAGAAUCCACCUAAAUGGUAAAAGUAGAAGA